CAUUAAAGGCGGAUCAGGGAUGGGGCUCUGCUGUGGAUUUUGCGAUCUGCCCCCGCCCCCAGGGCCAUUCAAGGUCGCUGGGCGUGGUUCUGAGCUGUGCUUUAGAAACGGCGGGUCGGAAAGGUUCUGGAUUACAUACUUCAAGAGCACAAUUGUCCCCUUCUUCCUCCUUCUUAGUGUCUCGGGUCCCUUUGGACUAACUCCUCGGCGCCCAGGCGGAGGAAGGGGCAAGGGUUCUGCGGAGACUUGUUCCCUUCUUAACACCAUCCGGCGGUGGCCAGUUUGAGCUCGCUCCGCCUUUCACCUGCCUACUUCAGCCUUCUAAACCUCCAUCUCCUCCUCUUCCUCUCUCGCAAAUAAAAGCAUCAGUUACCGGCCUCUUGCAUUUUCUCUCUCCGGCCUGUCCAGGUGCUCUGUGCUUUAGAUGCAUUGGCACGGGCGAGGAAGAGGGGGUGCUAAAGGGGCGGGCGAGAGGGCUGCAAGCUUAUAAACACACUGUGCCGCUGUGCCCUGUCCGAAAGGGAAGUGCUGGACCGAGCCGCGAGGAGGAAGAAGCUGAGGACACCGGCUGGGCUAAGUGGCUCCCUGGGCUGCUGGUGAGCGCCCGGGGUGGAGCAGUCCGGUCCCAGGCUCAGUGUGCUCAGAGCUCCCAAGGGCUGGCGAUAUUCAGGACUCCGUUGGCAGAGUGAGAAGGGGCACUUCUAUAAUGUCCCCUGCUACUGCUCCUGAGCCUGGUGGGGAUGUGAGUGGAAGGCACAUCAGCAAAAUAAUUUUUUUCCUUUUUGUGUUUGGAGUCAUCUUGCUAUGUGCAGGAAUCUUGCUUUCCAUCUUUGGUUUCCAAACAUGCCAGUAUGAAACCCUUAUUGACUGCAGUGCAGUACUGAAAAUUGUGGGGCCUUCAUGUGCUGUGAUUGGCCUUGGAGCAAUCAUAUUGGCCCGUUCCAGGGCAAAGCUUCAGCUCAGAGAGAGGCAGCUGCAAGGCAACCAGAUUGACCCAGACAGCUUCUUUCUUUGUGGAGAAAGUCGCCAAUUUGUCCAGUUCCUCAUCUUUGGAUUCUUGUUUUUAACCAGUGGGAUGCUGAUUAGUGUGCUGGGCAUUUGGGUCCCUGGAUGUAACUCAGGAUGGUCCCAGCCGCCAUUCAAUGACACGAACUCCUCCAGUGCCGAGCCACAAGCAUGUGGGUUUCUGUCUCUUCAGAUAAUGGGGCCUUUGAUAGUGCUCAUUGGAUUAUGUUUCUUUGUGGUAGCUCACAUUAAGAAAAGACACAACUUGAGUUCUAGCCAAGACUCCUCAGAAAAUGAAGAAAGACGAUCACAGAUCAACGAACCUGUACAAGUCACUGUAGGUGAUGCUGUGAUAAUCUUUCCACCCCCACCUCCACCUUAUUUUUCGGAUGUUUCAACACCUACAGUGAUAACACGUAACUCUGCAUCUAAUAGUUUGCCUCUGAGUGAGAACCCACCAUCAUAUUACAGUAUUUUUAAUUAUGGAGCCCAAAUUCCUGAGGUUCAAGGAGCAGCCUUUUACAGAGAUACUGAAUCUAUAUAUACAAUUUCUGGGACUAAUUUAUCUUCAGAGACAUCACUUGCUUCACAUAUUUCAUCUGAAUUACCUCCCAGAUAUGAAGAAAAAGAAACUGUGAAUGUUGAUCAUCCCACCUCUUCUACUUCCUCUUCUUCCUCUUCUCAGCCUUCUCCACCAUGAACUAUGAACUGAGUUCACUCUUCUAAGUUCUUGUUUUUGUCUGAUCAUACAUUUAUUUAAUUUGUUUUUAUAAUAAAAACAUACAACAACA
Messenger RNA from Antechinus flavipes (yellow-footed antechinus), 1796 nucleotides. It is a transcript of the gene TMEM171, whose product is annotated as transmembrane protein 171. The coding region runs from base 707 to 1705 and encodes 332 amino acids. NCBI's taxonomy places the organism in Eukaryota, Metazoa, Chordata, Mammalia, Dasyuromorphia, Dasyuridae. The transcript is spliced from 4 exons. The record is from RefSeq and is a predicted model, not a curated record.